AUGAGUCCCGACACGAUGCCCUCAGCGUUCAAAGAACUCCCCGUCGAUGUCCUUAUCCAUGUCCUUUCCUUCCUCCCAGCAUCUGAUCUAUUGUCUCUACGAAGAGUCUGCAGAUUUCUUCGCGCGGUUACCAAUGAACGUAGUGUUUGGAUAAACGCGCUUCGCUCCUAUUGCAAGCAACACAAUGUCUAUGGAUCGUCGUUUCCCGUUGCAGAAAUGUCGAAUGGCGAACUCAAGUCUGCUGCCACUGGUUGCACGCGAUUUAAUGCCCACAUGCGACGCGUUUUUGCGCUGUCUCCAGCGGACAACAGCGAGAUCGCUCCACUGGCGACCCGGGUGUUACAAAACCCCCUCGAGCCCCGCGAAGAGUUUGACAAUCUUCGCUUUGUCCCUGGUGGUCGGUUUGUUUUGUCGAGCCACCAGAAUUUGGUGCGAGUUUGGGACGCGGGAACUCAGGGAGGUACCCCUGUGGUUGGUCCAAUCGCGUCUUACGAAAUUCCCGCCAUCACACGCAUAAGGAGUGUCCGCACACGAGCAUCUCCCGUGGCCCAAGAUGAAAUUCUGGUGGUGGUCACGAGUGUCCUUGACCACUUUGCAUUUCGCUUGCAUGUAUUCCGCUUCCGGCCCACUGCUUGUCCACCCAAACUUGAGCCAUUUUGUGAAGACCUCGUGCUGCCCAUAUUCGACGAUGUCCCAAUCUUUCUAGGCAGUACCAACCGACAUAUUGCGGUUGCGACCAACUCGAGGGUCCUUCUCUGGAACAUCGUCAAAGACACGUGGGUUUGCUGGGAGCAGCCCCAUACCCACCUGGAAGAUGCCAUAUAUGUCUGCGAUAACCACAUCGUCACCAUUCGCGCGGACUCGGCUGAAGUGUACCUUUCACCCAUGCCCUCGCUCAAGCCGCGAAAGGACAGCGACACGGCACCUUUCGUGAACCUACCUGUGACGAGCACAUUUCAGCUUCACCGCAUCGCUCGUCCCGACGAACAGCUCAACACAUGUGUCAGCGGAAUAACACUCGUUUUCCAAGGGAGAGAGACGAGCCCGCUCUUCUUCGAUGUCAUGAACGAACACGACAAUGGCAAAGUGUUGCUGUCCCAUUAUGUACUCGAGCGAGGCAAAGACCAGACACUCAAGUUGCGAGCGCUAGGCGAGAGCGCAAUCCCUGCGCGGUUCGCCCAUUCGCACACUCUGCAUCUGGAAUGGCUGGGCUGUCGGAUCAGCGAGGGCCGGCCGUGUGUCCAGAGCUACGUUGUGGAGGGGUCCAAACUGCAUGUUUGUCUUGCAGAUAUUGACUUGGCUGUGGCGGAGGGAAAAGACAAGUCAGUGUUGCCGCGGUACACGUUGGGGACGCUCGAGACGCCAAAUUUGCUCGUCAACGAGGUGAAUAUCGAUUUUUGCUCGUUUUCGGCGCGGAUUUGUGCGCGGGUGCCGGGCGAGAGGCAAGGGCAGUACAAGGUCAAUGUGAUGGAGUAUGUUGGGCUGAAGGAAAGCGCUGAUGUGGCACAUAAAGUAACGAAGCUGUAG
Molecule: messenger RNA, 1527 nt
Organism: Mycena indigotica
Lineage: Eukaryota; Fungi; Basidiomycota; Agaricomycetes; Agaricales; Mycenaceae
Product: F-box domain-containing protein
Exons: 4
Coding region: 1-1527 (508 amino acids)
Molecular function (GO): protein binding
Source: RefSeq, a predicted model, not a curated record